AUUUACCCACACCACAAGUUUCGCAUUGUCACCGGUAAAGAAACUAGUUCAAAUAGCUUAUAUUUCAAGACUGUGAAUUAUGUUUCUGACAAGAUCUGAGUAUGACCGUGGUGUUAACACAUUUUCACCAGAAGGCCGUUUGUUCCAAGUAGAAUAUGCCAUAGAGGCUAUAAAGCUUGGUUCAACAGCAAUCGGCAUACAGACAUCAGAAGGGGUAGUUUUAGCUGUUGAAAAGAGAGUUACUUCCCCUUUAAUUGAACCUUCUAGUAUAGAAAAAGUUUUUGAAGUGGAUGACCAUAUAGCCUGUGCUAUGAGUGGAUUAAUUGCAGACUCCAGAACAUUAAUAGAUCGAGCUAGAGUUGAAACACAGAAUCAUUGGUUUACAUAUAAUGCUAAGAUGUCAGUAGAGAGUGUGACACAGGCUGUCAGUAACCUAGCUCUACAGUUUGGAGAUGAUGAUGCAGACCCUGGAGCAAUGAGUCGACCUUUUGGUGUGGCGUUACUUUUUGCUGGCAUUGACAAGAAAGGACCACAACUCUAUCAUAUGGAUCCAUCUGGAACAUUCAUACAGUACGACGCCAAAGCCAUUGGUUCAGGAUCAGAAGGAGCACAGCAAGCUCUACAAGACACAUAUCACAAGUCUAUGACUCUCAAGGAGGCUUGCAAAUCUGCUUUAACAAUACUGAAACAGGUCAUGGAAGAAAAAUUAAACUCCACAAAUGUUGAGAUGGGACAGGUGACCCCCGAGAAGAAAUUCCACAUGUUCACAAAGCAAGAGUUGGAGGACGUGAUUAAAGACAUAUAAAUUUUGACAUUUAUUUGUUACAUUUUUUGAUAUGACAUUCAUGUUUCAUAUUUGUACCUCUGUAAUUGUAGGAACAAUUAAGUGCUAAUAAUAAAGAGAGGGAUGAUUUACGAGAA
Molecule: messenger RNA, 921 nt
Organism: Saccostrea echinata
Lineage: Eukaryota; Metazoa; Mollusca; Bivalvia; Ostreida; Ostreidae
Product: proteasome subunit alpha type-5
Exons: 9
Coding region: 80-805 (241 amino acids)
Biological process (GO): proteasome-mediated ubiquitin-dependent protein catabolic process
Cellular component (GO): proteasome core complex; proteasome core complex, alpha-subunit complex; nucleus
Source: RefSeq, a predicted model, not a curated record